CAGACAGUUUAGUUCCACUCUCCUUUCCAUUGAUUUCUGACCGCGAAAUGCUGCUCAAUCUGAAUAAAAAUAAUAUUUGGGUGUGGUCUUUGUGCUUUUUCAUUUCGGUGACAUGGGUGCAAGGACGCGUUGGCGUGGGACCUGGAGAGCAGGAGUGGGACUACGUGGAGGUUCGCAAGGGCGCCCAUCUCUUCUACUGGCUCCUGUACACCACGGCCAAUGUCAGCCACUUUACGGAGAGACCGCUGGUGAUCUGGCUGCAGGGUGGACCAGGAGUGGCCUCCACGGGCAGUGGGAUCUUCGAGCAGCUGGGCCCCAUCGACAUCGAGGGCAGGCCGCGGGAAAGCAGUUGGGUGCGGCACAUGAAUGUGCUUUUUGUGGACAGCCCCGUGGGUACUGGAUUCGCCUACGUAGAGGAACAUGGCCAGUAUGCCAGCACCAAUCGACAGAUAGCGCUUGAUCUCGUCCAGCUGAUGGUUCAGUUUCUCGAACAAUAUCCGGCGUUUCGAAACGUACCCUUGCACAUCUUCUCGGAGAGCUACGGCGGUAAAAUGGCCCCGGAGUUCGCGUUGGAACUUCAUUUGGCCAAGAAGAGGGGCCGAUUGCAAUGCCGACUGGAGUCCGUGGUGGUGGGCAAUCCCUGGACCUCUCCGCUGGACAGCGUUAUCUCGUAUGCCCCCUUCCUGUUCCAAGCGGGCAUUGUGGAUGAGGAUGGAUACCGCAGAAUAUCGCGGAAGGCCGGCGAGCUGGCCGCACUUGUGUACAGCAAAAAGUGGUCGAGUGCCCUGUUAAAGGCCAGCGAUAUUCAGGAGGAGAUCCUAGAAAGCACCGGCGGAGUCUUCAUCUACAACACUCAGCGUCGCGUUCACGUGGACGAGGUCUACCGGUACGGUGAGGACCCCUCUAUGGGCCAAUUCGUUCGCUCCAAUGUCACUCAGGCACUGGGCCUCGUCGAAAUGCCCGAGUGGAUGAAGAACAAUUCCACCGUCUUCAUGCGCCUCGAAGCGGAUAUUUUCAAGCCAGCCACCCAUAUAGUUACUAGAUUGCUAAAGGAGACGCACAUAAAGGUGGGCAUUUAUUCUGGAAUUCUGGACCUACUUUGUGCCACGCCGGGCACCGUUAGUUGGAUCAACCGACUGAAGUGGGGCGGCAGGUCGGAAUAUGCGAUGGCACCGCGUACCGCCUUCCGGAUCGAAGGAAUGCUCGAGGGGUACGAAAAACACGGCGGACGACUCAGUAUGUUCUGGGUCUAUCGGGCGGGUCAUCUGGUGCAGCAGGAAAACCCAGUGGCAAUGGCGUACAUUCUGAAAUACUUCACCAAUUAUGGAUAAUAUACCAUUUCCUUGGAAUAAAGAAAAAUAUAU
This is a messenger RNA of Drosophila rhopaloa, 1364 nucleotides long. Its product is annotated as retinoid-inducible serine carboxypeptidase. The record is from RefSeq and is a predicted model, not a curated record. Gene Ontology annotation, molecular function: serine-type carboxypeptidase activity. NCBI's taxonomy places the organism in Eukaryota, Metazoa, Arthropoda, Insecta, Diptera, Drosophilidae. Gene Ontology annotation, biological process: proteolysis.